Aspergillus homomorphus CBS 101889 is the source of this 515-nucleotide messenger RNA. Its product is annotated as 60S ribosomal protein eL43. Gene Ontology annotation, cellular component: ribosome. Lineage: Eukaryota; Fungi; Ascomycota; Eurotiomycetes; Eurotiales; Aspergillaceae. The transcript is spliced from 4 exons. Gene Ontology annotation, molecular function: structural constituent of ribosome. Gene Ontology annotation, biological process: translation. The coding region runs from base 53 to 331 and encodes 92 amino acids. The record is from RefSeq and is a predicted model, not a curated record.
CGACUUACCGCACUGUAUCCAUCUUCGACCUCAACAGCCGGAUCCAGCCAAGAUGACGAAGCGCACUAAGAAGGUCGGCAUCACCGGUAAAUAUGGUACCAGAUACGGUGCCUCCCUGCGUAAGCAGGUGAAGAAGAUGGAAGUGUCCCAGCACGCCCGUUACAUCUGCACCUUCUGCGGAAAGAACACCGUCAAGCGCCAGGCUGUUGGUAUCUGGGAGUGCAAGGGCUGCAAGAAGACCGUUGCCGGUGGUGCCUACACCGUCUCUACCCCCGCCGCCGCUGCCACCCGCUCCACCAUCCGCCGUCUCAGAGAAAUCGCGGAGGUUUAAAUGUGAUGAUGGGAUUUCCUUUUCUUUACGUUUGAAAUAAAAAAAAUGCCAACUUAAGAUCUGGAAAAACUGCUAUGAGCGCACUUCUCGUUUCGAAACGUCGUGAUCCGAUGUUGUUAGCACCGACUUCCUCCUCGGUUUAUGAUUUCCCCUAGACUUAAAUGCAAACGGUGAUACCAGGUCC